AACGUCCUUUUCUUCCAUCUCCAUUUAAUUCCACCUAACCUACUCAAAACCUAAUCUAUACGGUUGUCUUGCUCUGACCGUAGAAGAUAGACCUGCUCUUUAUUAAGACUCUCUCUCUCUCCUAAAAAGUAAAUAAAUCCUCUCUACAUCUUUAUCGACGUUUCUUUGAGGGGUUCCUAUCCCAGCAGCUUGUGAGAUGGACUAAGAGUUUCUUCACUUCUCCUCGCAGACAAUUCACCUGAUCCGCCCACCUGAGUGCUUUAUGAGUGAUGGUUAUCUCUCGCUCUUAGAGUGGGUCUCGCUCUCACUUUGCUUGUGCAGUCGGGCUUCUCACACUACGAGACAGAAUCUUCUCCUCUGGAUGUUGAGUUCUCAACUCAUCACAUCUAAGACGGCAUAAAAAUGGUUCACGGUGGUGUUAAGUUUCCCUCUGUAUUCGUGGUGGACAGCAAAGCGAGACCCCCUCCGCUGCCCCCUAAACCGGGUCGUAGGCAGAGGAGAGAGGUGAUCCAGACGCUGCUGGUGAUUCUGGUGUUUGUAGCUCUGUUCGGCAUGGUAGUGGAGGCCUGUUUCAUCUAUUAUCUUUACACAUCCAACGAAAAGCCUACCCCUUCAAGUGAUCAACAGACUGCAAUGAGUAAACAAGAUAAAGAACAUAAGGUCCCCCCCAAACAAAAGCCAAGUGGAGCCAUAGACCCGUCGAAACCAAUGGCACAGCUGACAACUGGUCAUACUGGAAUAGGAAUCAUGUUGUGGAACCAAAGCCAGGAAUCUAUCCUUUAUCGCAUAAAACACAAUGAGAAAGAAGGCAAACUCAUCAUAGAGCAGGAUGGAUUCUAUUCCAUUUACUCCAAGAUCCACUUUGAGGAGACCAACCUAUAUUGGACGCACUCUGUGUCCCGGACAUCACCACGCUACACAGGAGGAGAGAUGCUGCUUCUUCAGUCCAGCAGACAGCGUCCUAAGCCCAUGAGGCCAGGAUCUAGAACCUUAGACAACAGCUUUCUCAGCGGAGUGUUCAAUCUCUUCAAAGGUGAUGCGGUUUUUGUCAGGGUGGAAGAAUGUAAACUUGUGUUUUCAAAUUCAGCUGAGAACUACUUCGGAGUGUACAUGGUUUAAGUGACUUCAUACGUACAGAAAAUGUGCAUUUAUUAAUUAAUCAAGUCAAGUUUUACACAUAAAGAAACAAAUGGUUUCAAGAAAAGUCAUAUGACAAAUCAAAAAUGUCUUGAUUAGUUACUGUAUCAUAGAAAUUUCUUACAGAAAUCAAAACUUUGACAAUGAAAAUGGCCUUUUAUGAAAAAUACCAGCAAUACAGAUCAAUUUUAUUGAUUUAGUUAUUUAUUAGAUACUUAUAUUUUUUAUAUAAUAAAACAUGCCAGUAUGAUCUUAACGUCCCGUGAACAGGAAGUUGCAUCAUUUUAACGUAUUCUGAUGCAUUUCCGAGUGAAACGGAACUUUCGAUGAGAAAGAUAGUGGACGUGGUUUUUGUCUUUCUCUGCGAUUUGAAUGGAUUUAUAAAAACACCUGUUGUGUUUUGAAAUGGAACUGGCAGCAGACAGACAGUUGAAGGGGAGGAGUUAACAGAUGCUCCGCCCAAGCAGUCUAACAUACGUUAUUAUGAAGACACAGGAAUGUUUAAAAGAAAAUGAACCCACAUUGACAAACCAUUCACAAUAAACGCUGCAAUAUUUCAUGAAAAAAUAGACAUUGUAAAUUUUUAUUUUACUGGGACUUUAAUGUCAGAUUCUUUGUGAAUGUAAUGUAUGUUUUGUAUUGAUGAUGGGGCACUUUAAUGCUUUAUUGCAGUCAACCGUAAGUGUAGCUCAUAAUAGAAAAUUCAAAUGUGAAAGGACUUUUACACUGAAGUCUUAAAAGCAGAAGCAAUAUAUUUGAACAUUUUUUAUUAUUAUAGAAACAUAAAUUUAAAGAAUAUGACGCCUUUAAAAAGAUGUACAUAUGACAUCCGGACUCUUCCAUGUAACAUGACAAACUUUUGUAGAAAAGCAUUUUUUUUAAGCAUCUGCAGACUACUGCAGUAUGAGUUUUACUAUUUUAUUUGUAAUAAACAGACUUUGUAAUGAAAAAUACAAAUAUUCAGGUACAUUUAUAAAGAUAUGUUUGCAGUGGCUGUUCAGCCCUGUUACAUUCAAAGUGUUUUAUAUAAAAUGUUAUGGAGGUCAGUGCAAAACUAGGCUUUAAAAACCACAACUAGAACAUUUCAUUUCAUCAUCUAUCCACACUGACAGAUAUUAGAAAAUAAUUCUUGAUAAUGUCAUACUGUAUUAAAUUAAAUUACAGUUUAUUUGGUAUUUUGCACAUGUAUUUUUACAAUUUAAAAUUGUGCCUAUAUUUCUAUUUAAUUCAACUCUAUGUAAUUUUCCAAAGGUACUUAUCAUAUGUAUCUUAUAUUUGUAAAUGUGCUUAUUUCUUAAAUGA
Triplophysa dalaica is the source of this 2439-nucleotide messenger RNA. RefSeq names its product TNF superfamily member 14 (gene tnfsf14a). The transcript is spliced from 4 exons. Gene Ontology annotation, molecular function: tumor necrosis factor receptor binding. NCBI's taxonomy places the organism in Eukaryota, Metazoa, Chordata, Actinopteri, Cypriniformes, Nemacheilidae. The record is from RefSeq and is a predicted model, not a curated record. Bases 403 to 1119 code for a protein of 238 amino acids. Gene Ontology annotation, biological process: immune response. Gene Ontology annotation, cellular component: membrane.